CCUUCCCAUGCCUGGUCAGUCACCUUGGUGUGACUUCACGCGACUCGCGCCCUCACGGGCUGGGUUUCUCCACCCGUCUCCUAGGUCUGCAUCUGCGGUUGCCAGGUAGGUGGAUGUGAGAGGCCCGACCUUCCUGAUUCUCUCCAGGCCAUCCCGUCGCCGCGGCACCAUGCUGUCCCCUCAGAGGGCUUUACUCUGCAACCUCAACCACAUCCACCUCCAGCACGUCUCCCUGGGUCUGCACUUGUCCCGCCGUCCCGAGUUACGUGAAGGGCCCCCGAGCACAUCUCCUCCCCCAGGGGACACCGGGGGCAAGGACAGCAGGGGCCCCUGCAGCGGGACUGUGGUGGACGCCAAUUCCAACAGCCCCGCCGUGCCCUGCCGUUGUUGUCAGGAGCACGGCCCUGGCCUAGAGAACCGGCAGGACCCCUCGCAGGAGGAAGAGGGGGCUGCCUCUCCCUCGGACACGGGCUGCUCCUCCUCUCUCAGCUCCUGCUCAGAUCUUAGCCCCGAUGAGUCCCCAGUCUCAGUCUACUUGCGGGACCUCCCUGGUGACAAGGACAAGGAUGCCUACCCACAGCCCAGCGACAUUCCCCUGGAGCAGGGCUCCCAGCUAGCUUCGGCAGGCCCCGCCGGCUGCUCGCCGGACAGCUUCUGCUGUUCUGACUCCUGCUCGGGAGCUUCCUCCCCACCGGGCCCUGGCCUGGACUCCAACUGCAACGCCCUGACCACCAGCCAGGACCUCCCUUCCCCAGGGCUGGAGGAAGAGGACGAGGGCGGAGAGCUCCCAGAGGUGGAUGAUGGCAAAGUCGACGUCGAGCAACCGGAGCCCAGUUGGAAAAUCAACCCCAUUUGGAAAAUUGACACAGAGCAAACGGAGGCUGGCUGGAAGAUCACUGACAACAAUAACUCUGGUUGGAAAAUCAAUGGGAAUAUUAACUCCAGCUGGAAAACUGAACCUGGAAAACUCAACUCCAGCUGGAAAACCAGUGCGGGAAAAACUGAUUCUGGCUCGAAAACUGAUGCGGGGAAAAUUGACGGAGGAUGGAGAAGUGACGUCAGCGAGGAGCCGGUGCCCCACCGGACAAUCACAUCCUUCCACGAACUGGCCCAGAAGCGCAAGCGGGGCCCAGGGCUGCCCCUCGUGCCGCAGGCCAAGAAGGACCGCAGCGACUGGCUCAUUGUCUUCUCGCCCGACACCGAGCUGCCCCCUGCCGGGUCGCUGGGCAGCUCCCCGGCGCCUCCCCGGGAAGUCACCACCUUCAAGGAACUCCGGUCCCGAAGCCGGGCCCCGCCCCCGCCAGUCCCGCCCCGAGACCCCCCAGCUGGCUGGGCCUUGGUCCCGCCCCGGCCGCCACCCCCACCUGUCCCUCCGCGGAGGAAGAAGAACCGACCGGGGCUGCAAGGGCUGCAGCCCAUAGCGGAGGGGCAGCCCGAGGAAGUCAGGGCGGGCAGCCCCGCGGCUGGCGAGGAGGCCCCGGCUGCGAAGGAGCCGGAGGAAUCCAGCGUGCAGGCCGGCCUCCAGGGUAAGAGACCACGAGAGGAAGCGGGAGGAGGUCCCCUCCUGCUCCCUCGGCCCCUGGUUUUCCGGUUCUCGGCCGACGGGCGCCCCCUGUUGGAGGGUGGGGGCGCGGGCGCAGCUGGGUCUCUGUUCUUGGCACCUCUGGCCGGCUGGCCCGGCGCUGGGCUGCGGCUGCUGCGGGCGCCGAGCCCCCCAGAGGAGCAGCUGCUGCCUGUCCGCCUGUCCCCGGUGGGAGCCUAUUCGCCUCCGGCUCGGGGGACCCUGCCCUGCCUGGCCAGCCCCGAGCUGGCACUGCUGCUGUCCCCGCUCUUUCCCAGAAGUAGCACCUUCCCCGCCGCGGCUCCCCCAUCCCGCCAGGUACCCGCCCCCCCGUUGCCACCGCCACCUCGUCCGCUGAAGGCCCCUCGCUGGAUCAGGAGCCCACCGCCUCCGCCCAGGCUACUCCGUAGUUCCUGGUCGUUCGCCGGUGUCCCCGGGGCGCAGCGGCUGUGGAUGGCAGAAGCCCAGAGUGGGACUGGCCGGCUGCAGGAGCAGAAAAAAGGUCUCCUGAUAGCCGUCAGCGCUUCCGUGGAUAAAAUCAUCUCGCACUUCGGGGCCGCCCGCAACUUGGUUCAGAAGGCCCAGUUGGGGGAUAGCCGGCUGAGCCCAGAUGUGGGGCACCUGGUGCUGACCACCCUCUGUCCGGCCCUCCACGCCCUGGUGGCCGACGGGCUGAAGCCUUUCCGGAAGGACCUCAUUACGGGGCAGCGAAGGAGCAGCCCUUGGAGUGUGGUGGAGGCGUCGGUGAAGCCAGGCUCCAGCACCCGCGCCCUGGGAAGCCUGUAUAGUCAGAUCAGCCGUCUGGCCCCGCUGAGCAGCAGCCGCAGCCGCUUCCAUGCCUUCAUCCUGGGCCUCCUCAACACUAAGCAGCUGGAACUGUGGUUUUCCAGUCUCCAGGAAGAUGCAGGCCUGCUGUCCCUCCUGUACCUGCCCACGGGAUUCUUCUCCCUGGCACAGAGCGGCUGCCCCUCCCUGUCCACGGAGCUGCUGCUCCUGCUGCAGCCCCUGUCGGUGCUCACCUUUCACUUGGACCUGCUCUUUGAACAUCACCACCACCUGCCCCUGGGCCCACCUCAGGCCCCCACGCCCCCGAGCCCGCCGCCAGCCCUGCAGCAGACUGUACAGGCCCUGUUGCACUGGGGUGGCCGGCUGGCCCAGAGCCUUCGGGGGGCCUCGGGGGAGGCCCCCCCGGCCCCCGCAGCCCCUACAAGCCCUCCCACAUCAGGAGGCUGGUGGGAGCAGCUGACCCAGGCCUCCCAAGUCUACGCCUCUGGAGGCACCCAGGGCUUCCCCCUUCCCCGGUGGGGACCCAGGCGUCAUGGGACUGCAGCUGAGGGAGCACAGGAGAGACCGCUCCCAACAGAAGAAGCGGCCCCAGGCAGAGGCGUGUGGCUGGGGAGACUGUUUGGAGUGCCUGGAGGCCCCAUGGAAACUGAGAGUGGAACCCUAAAGUUCAGGAGACCAUCCAGUUGGCUGCCCCCUACAGUGAGUGUGUUGGCUCUGGUGAAGCGGGGGGCACCUCCUGAGAGUUCCUCUUCUCCUGAGGAGCUUGAGGCCUCUGCCCCCAGUGUGGUGCAGCCCCACAGGGCAGUCCGGGCUCUCUGUGACCACACAGCUGCAGGACCGGACCAGCUGAGCUUCCAGCGUGGGGAGGUGCUGCGCGUCAUUGCCACGGUGGAUGAAGACUGGCUCCGCUGUGGGCGGGAUGGAGUGGAGGGGCUGGUGCCUGUGGGGUAUACCUCCCUUGUUCUGUAGCCCUGGGGCCCUUUCCUGCAUAUGUCCCCCUCCUGUCACCUGGGAAUGGAAUGGCCCAUGAGCACUAAUCCGUGUGAACCAGUCAUCCCAGAAACAUUUUCCCUGUCUGCAAAGUCCCACAUCCAUUUCUGCUAAUAUUUAAAAUAAACUUUCCUUCUUCCCUCCCAU
Messenger RNA from Trichechus manatus latirostris (Florida manatee), 3484 nucleotides. It is a transcript of the gene RUSC1, whose product is annotated as RUN and SH3 domain containing 1. The transcript has 10 exons. Lineage: Eukaryota; Metazoa; Chordata; Mammalia; Sirenia; Trichechidae. The record is from RefSeq and is a predicted model, not a curated record. Gene Ontology annotation, molecular function: protein binding. The coding region runs from base 170 to 3316 and encodes 1048 amino acids. Gene Ontology annotation, cellular component: cytoplasmic vesicle.